AUGACACUAGAAGAGAAAUCGAACGUCACACGCGGCCAUGUGGGCAAAUGUGUCGGCAAUUCAGGCGCGGUCCCGCGGCUCGGCGUCCCUGAACUUUGCUUCGCUGAUGCCCCAGAUGGGGUUCGAGGACAGGAGUUCGUAUCUGCCUUCCCAGCUGGCAUCCAUCUUGGUGCAACAUUUGAUCGGGACCUGAUGUAUCGGUACGGGAAAGCGCUAGGCGAUGAGUAUCGCGGUAAGGGAAUUCAUGUCGCGCUGGGACCUUUUGUAGGGCCUUUGGGGAGAGUGGCGAGGGGAGGCAGAAAUUGGGAAGGGCUGGGACCAGAUCCGUAUCUUGGGGGUAUAGGUGGUGGACUCAUAACAGAAGGGAUCCAGGACGCUGGUGUGAUCGCUACACCCAAGCACUGGCUUUUGCAAGAACAAGAAUGGCGACGGUUUCCCAGCUCUGCUGGUGAAGCAAUGUCUUCCAACGCGGACGAUCGCACAAUUCAUGAGCUGUAUGCCUGGCCUUUCUACGAUGCUCUGAAGGCAGGCGCAGGGUGCGUUAUGUGCUCGUAUCAGCGCACCAACCACUCUUACGGCUGUCAGAACUCUAAGCUCAUGAACGGCAUCCUCAAGACCGAGCUAGGCUUCGAAGGCUUCGUCGUCAGCGAUUGGGCGGCACAGCAUGCAGGUGUUGCAAGCGCGAAUGCUGGCCUGGAUGUUGUCAUGCCUGAUGGAGGCUAUUGGGGCCAAAACCUGACCAGUGCCGUCAACAACGGAUCCGUGGCAGUUGAACGUUUGGACGACAUGGUCACACGCGUUCUCGCUGCCCACUUCUUCACUGGGCAGGGUGAGGACUUCCCGGAGAACGGCGUCUUCGCCUACAACCUUGUUCAUCCGAUCAUCGACGUCCGCAACCAGCAUGCCUCACUUAUCCGCGAGAUUGGCGCUGCGGGUCACGUUCUCGUCAAGAAUGUGAACAACACACUGCCACUACUCAAGCCGCGAUUUCUCAACAUCUACGGCUACGAUGCUGAGGUUAAGGCCAAUCCGUGGGACAACCCAGCCCGCUUCGGAGGAGGUUAUGAAGUAAACUUCGGCUGGCAAACUCUCAAUGGCACCCUUAUCACCGCCGGCGGUUCUGGCGGCAGUACGCCUCCCUAUGUUAUCUCGCCUUUCAAGGCGCUCCAUGACCGCGUCAUCGCCGACGGUGGCAUCUUACGCUGGGACUUUUUUGGCCAAAACCCUACCAUCUAUGCCAACGCUGACGCCUGCCUCGUCUUCAUCAAUGCCUAUGGAUCCGAGUCCUAUGAUCGUACGACUCUUGCGGACCCGUGGAGUGACAGGCUAGUUCGAAACAUUGCAACGAACUGCAGUAACACUGUUGUCGUUGUGCACUCCGCAGGGAUCCGCGUUGUAGAUGCAUGGAUCGACCAUCCGAACGUCACAGCUGUCGUCUUUGCAGGCCUUCCAGGUCAAGAAUCUGGCCACUCGCUUGUCGACGUUCUCUACGGUGCUGUUAACCCUAGUGGUCGUCUACCUUACACCGUGGGUCGAAAUGAAUCUGACUACGGUUCCGUGCUGAAUUCUACGAUCGACUUUUCUGCCUUCCCGCAAAGCAAUUUCUCAGAGGGUCUGUACAUUGACUACCGUGCCUUUGACGCGAGGAACAUUACACCGCGCUUCGAGUUCGGAUACGGCCUUUCGUACACCACAUUCACCUAUGCAAACCUUAGUCUGGAGGCUGUGGACGGCGCAGACACCUCACCCUAUCCGUCACCGGACCUUGAGAUUGUUCAAGGCGGCCACCCUGAUCUCUGGGACGUACUCUACACUAUCCGCGCGACUAUCACUAACUCAGGCGGUCUUGAGGGCGCGGAGGUUGCGCAAUUGUACCUCGGUAUUCCCAACGCGCCAUCUAGACAGCUGAGGGGAUUCGAGAGGGUGGGACCUUUGGGCGUGGGGAGAAGCAAGGAGGCGGUGUUUGAGAUCAAGAGAAGGGACUUAAGCAUUUGGAACACGGUAACUCAGCAGUGGGAGUUGCAGAGGGGUAACUACAACGUAUGGGUAGGAGCCAGCUCAAGGGACAUACGAUUGUCAACAACCUUGACGAUAUAG
Coniosporium apollinis CBS 100218 is the source of this 2097-nucleotide messenger RNA. Its product is annotated as beta-glucosidase. The transcript is spliced from 3 exons. The record is from RefSeq and is a predicted model, not a curated record. NCBI's taxonomy places the organism in Eukaryota, Fungi, Ascomycota, Dothideomycetes. Bases 1 to 2097 code for a protein of 698 amino acids. Gene Ontology annotation, molecular function: beta-glucosidase activity. Gene Ontology annotation, biological process: glucan catabolic process.